AUGCAUCCAACAGAUAAAGUGCUUUCCCCAAUUGUGCCUGUUAGGCUAUCAGAGAUUUUCAGUGAGCAUGUAACCACAAAGGAGACAAUUUUGAGGUACAAUGGAAAUAAUGGAGACAUUGUUCAAUCUGCAUUUGAAGGAGCCAACUCUGCAUCCCGUUUAUGGAGAUCAGAUCAAGUACAGUUUCCAAUUGUAGUAGGAAGUCACUGGUUUCUCUUUUCGGUGUGCUUGAAAGCAAAAGUUUUUGCAUUUUGUGAUUCCCUCUAUAAUGAAGGUGAUGCUUUCCAUAAUGCAAUCAGAGAACCACUGAUUCAAAACUUCGUUGCUCUGUGGAAUAUUAUUGUAACUCCUCAAAUGUCUUAUCAAAUUGACUUCAAUGAGUUUCAAACCAGAUACCCACCUGUUCCAAAACAAGACAACAGUGAUGACUGCGGUGUUUUCCUAAUGAAGUUUAUGGAAAUUCAUGAUCCAAGGACUCAAAUGCAGAACUCAUUUUCUCAAGCAGACAUUCUUAACCUGAGAAUCAAAUAUGCUAAUGAGAUUUUCUUCACAAAGCUGAACAAAAUAGACAAGACUAUUGUGUCUGAAUUCUUUGGUGAUGUUGGAAUGUGAAUAUUACAACUGAAGCAUGGAGAUACAAACACAAGCAAAUGAAGAUGUGA
Lolium rigidum is the source of this 662-nucleotide messenger RNA. RefSeq names its product putative ubiquitin-like-specific protease 1B. Gene Ontology annotation, molecular function: deSUMOylase activity. The transcript has 6 exons. NCBI's taxonomy places the organism in Eukaryota, Viridiplantae, Streptophyta, Magnoliopsida, Poales, Poaceae. Gene Ontology annotation, cellular component: nucleus. Bases 1 to 612 code for a protein of 203 amino acids. Gene Ontology annotation, biological process: protein desumoylation. The record is from RefSeq and is a predicted model, not a curated record.